UUUUAAAAUUUUAAUCCAAGCGACGCCCCAGGCAAAACGUCUUACAUGACAAAAUUUGUAUGGAGCAUUUAAGAUGAGGGGCUCUUUCACUUGAGUAGGCGUUGGUUAAAGUAACGAGGAGAAUUUUUUAAUUUGUUAAAACUUAAAAGUAGAUGUUUAUUUAUUUUGCUUGAAUCUGAAGUUUUUGACACCUACUGACCGUACUGUACAAUAUUUUGAUGAUAAACCGACUGAAACUGCAACGACGACCUUCUCACGGCUACUCUUUUCUGGUUUAGGCAAAGUCUUGUCUGGUCUUGUUCUUUCCCGAGCUCAGAUCUACCGUGUCAAAGUAAUGGCGGAAGACAAGGAUGCCACGUCAGUCCCCCUGAGUCAACCCGCCGCCGACGAUCCAGAAGACCCACUCAAAUCUCCUUCCAAUUCACCCAAUUCGUCUACUCGCAAGGCUUGUUGUUACUUCCUUCAAAGCUGGGUCUCGAAGAAGUUCAUGACUGGAUGUGUAGUUCUCUUUCCUGUUGCGGUUACAUUCUUUAUCACGUGGUGGUUUGUUCAGUUUGUUGAUGGUUUCUUCAGUCCACUAUACGAACAACUAGGCAUUGACAUAUUCGGACUGGGAUUUGUGACAUCACUAGUUUUUGUGUUCUUAGCUGGUGUGUUUGUCUCAUCGUGGCUGGGAUCUACUGUAUUCUGGAUUGGAGAAUGGUUUAUAAAGCGAAUGCCAUUUGUUAAACACAUAUAUUCAGCUUCCAAGCAAAUAAGCUCUGCAAUAUCUCCAGACCAAAAUACAACAGCUUUUAAGGAAGUGGCAAUCAUAAGUCACCCGCGUGUGGGUGAAUAUGCUUUUGGGUUCAUAACAUCUUAUGUCUUCCUUCAGAAAGAUGAUGGUGAUGAAGAACUGUGUAGUGUGUUUGUCCCAACUAAUCACUUGUACAUUGGUGAUAUAGUCCUUGUUAGCUCCAAGGAUAUCAUAAGACCGAAUUUGUCAAUCCGUGAAGGCAUAGAAAUCAUAGUAUCUGGUGGUAUGACAAUGCCGCAAAGCAUUUCUCCUGUGGAAAGGAUUGCUCGGCAAAGUGAAAGGAUCCCACUCAACAGAAUAAUGUGAUUGUGUUGUUGAUGUACCCAGUUUUCUGUUUUCUGGACUGCCGGUGGUUGAGAGUACUUAUGAUCCAGGGGAUGAUAGUAUGAGCUGUAUACUUACUGUAAGAGAUUCAAGUUUGAGAAUGAAAUGGACAGCUCUUCAUAUUGUAAUUAGGUGUCUCUGUGUGUAUUAAUUUAUAUAUAUACACACAUAUUUAUAUUUAUAUAUGCACCAAACCCCCCUGUGAUUUGGAAAUUCGGCGCAUUAGCCCCUGUGAUUUAAAAAAUGCGUCAAACCCCCCCUGUGUUUUAAUUAAUCAUGCACAAAACCCCUUUAUGAAUAAAUUUAACGAUUUGAAAAUCACUUUUCGUAAUAUUUUGAUUGAAUAUGCAAAUAAAUAUGUCAAAAUCUCUGAAUCAUACAAAAAUGUUAAUCAAUUUUCUUUUAUUUGACAAUUGAAUUUGUUCACAUAAGGGAUUUGGCACAUGAUUAAUUAAAACACAGGGGGGUUUGAUGCAUUUUUUAAAUCACAGGGGGCUAAUGCGCCGAAUUUCCAAAUCACUGGGGGGUUUGGUGCAUUAAACCCUUCCCUUUGGUUGAAAUUAUUUACAUACUUUAACUUUUCUAUUUUCUCUUUCUUGUACCUAUCUCUGACGUCUCAACAACACAAUUUUGAAUUUCUUAAAUUUUGUUAAACCUUUGAGUGAGCAAUAAUUGAAAUUUUUGUGUG
This is a messenger RNA of Cuscuta epithymum, 1808 nucleotides long. Lineage: Eukaryota; Viridiplantae; Streptophyta; Magnoliopsida; Solanales; Convolvulaceae. The record is from the annotation of a GenBank genome assembly.